UUCAUUGUACAGAGCGGACGCGAGAUUCAUAUUUGACUUGUAGCCGGCAUUUUACGCGCGUUCCGUAGUAUUUACAUCGUAAGCGACGCGCGCAACAGAGACGUAAACACGUAAACACAACGGCCAUACGACACGCUGGGCUCAAGGCCGCCCCGAAAAAAAGAAAACAAAGACAAAAACAAAAACAAGAACCAAAAAAAAAGGAAAAGAAAAACCUCAAUACGAAGAAAAUAACAAACAGAUAUCGCUAGGCGAAAUCGGUUAAUAUGUCAGGGCGCAGAAGUCAGACACAGAUGGCGCCACCGCCGCCGCCGCCCAAGCCCAAUAAGAGCCAAGCAAACGGCAACGGUGCCCUGCCGAAUGGCACCGCCAGCAACAACAACAACAGUUACAACAGCAACAAUAAAAGUGUCGCAGUCACAGCGGAGGGCCAAAAUGCGAGCAACUUGGCUCAGAACAGCAACGCUGCCCGGAGGAGUCAGACGCCGCCGCGCACAGAGCAGGUCGUGAUGACGCCACGUGGCAAGACUGCCAACAGCACCGUUAUACUCAUCGAACGGAAGCUCAUCGAUGAGAUCAACGAUCGUGUGCAUGUCGCUGGCGGCGAUCACACCGGCAUCAUCAUCAACAAGGACACCGUCGCCGGCCAAAAGAGCGCCAGCAAAGCGGCCGCCCUUUCCCUGGAGUUUCGCGUCUUCCUCGUCAGUGCGAACACGGGCAAACAUUCGCAGGAGUCGCGCACUCUGCGCUUCUGGUUCCGCGACUGGCUCACCAACGAUGAGAAGCAGGCCCACAUAGCCCAGGACUUUUUCAAGGAGCUCGUCAGUCCCCAGGACUUUCCCAGAGAUUAUGUUGGGUUUAUCAAGAAGAUAAUGAAGCUGUUGCAGCAUGGCUAUGCCGAGAUACAGUCCAUUGAGAUCGAGCUGCGCAUUUUGGAGGAGACAUCAGCGCCGCCCUCCCGUCCACCGCGAGAUGGCUACAUCAUCUACUGCUAUGGGGACUGCAAUCGGAAGUUUGAGGAGGCGCUUCUGGCGCAGAAGAAAACAGUUUCCUUAGACGAAUCCCAAUUUGAAUCUCUGCCGUUGACACAGGAGAAGGUCCUUGAACUGAUUGAGCAGGCCUAUCCCAAUCCCGUUUCGCCCGAAGAUUUAGCCAAGGACUAUGGGUGGAGCGAGCAGGAUGUGCUGUUGGUCAUACAAUCGCUGCAGGAGCGUAACCUGAUCAAGUUGAUGGAGUACAAUGCUUACACGCGCAUCCAUCACGAGGACAAGGAAAUCAAGGUGGUCAAACAGAUGCCGACGAUAGCCUCGAAUAAGCAGCCAACGAUAGCGAUUAUAACGGCACAGUAUUGCGAGAAAUUGGCCGUGGAUGCAAUGUUGGAGAACAAGGAGACUUUUGUCCGUUACACAACAGUCGAUUCCGAUCCCAAUCUAACGAACUCACUCAGAAAAUCCAAAAAGAAACGCAGAUUUGGCGAAUCGAAUGUUUAUACCUUGGGCAACAUUGGAGCACAUCGGAUAGUGAGCACCAAGCUGCCAUCGGUGGGCAGCACGCGGGAGGCAAUGACGGCGACAGGCAAUACGACAACCAGACUGCUGGGCACAUUCCAAAAGGUUGACUAUGUCUUCAUUGUGGGCGUGGCUGGCGGCGUUCCUCACUAUACGGACUACAAGAAGCAUGUGCGGCUCGGCGACGUUGUCAUCUCGUAUGUGGACAAGCAGCGUGCGCUUAUCAACAGCAAGGAGAAACCCUAUGUCUAUGUAUACAAGAGCGGCGAUGAUGUCAAAACAUAUUUCCCCGUCAACGAUUCGCUGCAGCAAAUCGCUGAGAGUCUGCAGGCAAACAUGGAGCUAAAGCGGCCAUGGGAGACGUAUUUGGGCGAUGCACAGCAAACGCUUGCCCAGAAGACGGACAGCGACUUUGGGCGGCCGGACGCCAAAACGGAUAAACUGUUUAUGAGCAUUGGCAACAACGAGGUCAUCGAGGUGGCCCAUCCGAUUGCCGCUGAUGAGAUUAAUGGCGUGACGCGACCCCGUCUCCAUCUGGGACCGAUUGGAUCUGGCCGGGACCUGGUGCGCAGCGACGAUCCUCGCACAAAGUUCGCCCGCAAAUUUGGACUGCUUGCCACCGAUGUGGAAAUGAGCAGCGUACUGGACAGCAUCAUUGGCAACUGUCGGGAGAGCUUCAUUCUUGUCAAGGGCAUAGCCGACUACAAGGACGGCAUGUCGACGCGCAAAUGGCAGAACUAUGCAUCACUCUCCGCCGCCGCGGUCGUCAAGUCCGUCAUCUGUGGCAUGGAUGCGCCGACAAAUGUUUAAUUCGUUUUCAACUCUCACUCAGCGCAUUUAGCUAUGAUUUUAACUUUUCAAAUAACGUCGUUUUUAUUUUUUAUAUCUAUAUAUAUAUACAUUUUUUUUUUUUAGUUUUGUUCGAAAAGCCUGCAAUGUAUUUAUAUCUUUUGUUCCCUGUGCGUUAUUAACCAAAAGGGGGCCCCGAUUAUUAUCUGGUAGGCCCCUCCAAGUAGACCAAAAUGUAUGCGUUGUCCUAAUACCUUAAACAUAUAUUACACACACACAUAUGCGAAAGUAAUAUGUAUU
Molecule: messenger RNA, 2597 nt
Organism: Drosophila grimshawi
Lineage: Eukaryota; Metazoa; Arthropoda; Insecta; Diptera; Drosophilidae
Exons: 9
Coding region: 267-2318 (683 amino acids)
Biological process (GO): nucleoside metabolic process
Molecular function (GO): catalytic activity
Source: RefSeq, a predicted model, not a curated record